AUAAAGGGCUUUUGUUCUGCAUCUAAUGUUUUCAUUAGGAAACUGGGUGCAGCCGAGGGAAGAGGAGAGACAGAGAGACUUUCAAUACGUUUUUGGGCACUGAAUACACUCUGUACUCCAGGUUUCCUCUCCUACGCCAUGACCCGCCCCUACACCAUCUCACUUGGACUCCUGCUCCUCCUCAUUGGCUACGCAGCGGCAGGACCCGAGUCUGCGCUCCAACCCAGAGAUGUCCGGUCGAGUGCCUGUCAGGACCACAGUACUCUUCAUGACAGACUGGAUGUAGUGGAGAAGCAUGUAGAGGACACAGUACAAAAGCUGGAGGCUGAGCUGGCCAUGCUGCUGGAUGCCAUAGAAGCCCCUGAGUGGAGUCCCCUGCUGGAAACUGUUGGAAAACCUGUGGUGGACAUCCUGGACGGCCAGGGACUGGGAGAGAAUGGCGACUCCUGAGAGAGGAAGAGGAGAAGAUCUCUGUUGAGCAGCUACUAAUUCUACUUCACUUUAGCUUUAGGAAGUGAUGAGGGUGCACCUGGCUAGGUCAAACAAUGAAAGACUAAUCUCUGUCUCUGCUGUUUUGCUGAAGUUGUAUUUUGUAAGUGGACAAAAACGGUAUAAAACAAUCCUUCUAAAGUGUAAACACAAGCUUAGUAUAUAUUGUGGUACAGUCGCUAGAUCACAACACUAAAGCUUAUUUGUCCCCGUAAUACACUGCUCUGUUCCUCGGGCACUCAUCCUUUUUCUCGUCUUUGGCUGAACUUGAAUCCCUACACCCAGGGGUAACUGUGUCCCCAGCCUCUCCGGAUGUUUACAUCAAAGUCGUAAACCAUUGACUGUU
This is a messenger RNA of Oncorhynchus tshawytscha (Chinook salmon), 835 nucleotides long. RefSeq names its product placenta-specific protein 9. The transcript has 4 exons. Lineage: Eukaryota; Metazoa; Chordata; Actinopteri; Salmoniformes; Salmonidae. The record is from RefSeq and is a predicted model, not a curated record. Bases 139 to 450 code for a protein of 103 amino acids.